AUGGUUGUAAAUGCAUUAGCCAAUAUAGCCUUAAUUAUGCGAGUAGUUCGACAAAAGCGUCGUUUUCAACAGGCAUUGACAUGGCGACAACAUCGACGUAUGACAGUGCAAUUGCUCGCGAUUUCGAACCUUUAUAUCAUCGCUUGGGGACCAAGUCUCAUUGUAGGACUUGUACAAAUACUUGGCUAUCCAACAUUUCUUGCCCAAAUUCAAACAGAUUUCUUUCUCGACCUCAUCUAUGUUGUAUGUCUUUUUCUUCCAUGGGUAUAUCUAAGUUUGCUUCCAAAAUUAAUCAAAUGGAUCAAAGAAUUGUUUCGUUAUGGACAAAGACGUAAUUUAGUUGCAUCAACACAAUCUAUUCAAUCGGAAACAAGAUUAUGA
Messenger RNA from Rotaria sordida, 381 nucleotides. The record is from the annotation of a GenBank genome assembly. Lineage: Eukaryota; Metazoa; Rotifera; Eurotatoria; Philodinida; Philodinidae.